This is a messenger RNA of Grus americana (Whooping crane), 7332 nucleotides long. RefSeq names its product THADA armadillo repeat containing (gene THADA). Gene Ontology annotation, biological process: tRNA methylation. Lineage: Eukaryota; Metazoa; Chordata; Aves; Gruiformes; Gruidae. The transcript is spliced from 38 exons. The coding region runs from base 549 to 6407 and encodes 1952 amino acids. The record is from RefSeq and is a predicted model, not a curated record. Gene Ontology annotation, cellular component: cytosol.
UAAAUAUGUAGAGGGAGGAUGCAAAGAAGAUGGAGCCAGGCUAUUUUCAGUGGCACCCCGUGCCAGGACAGGAGGCCGUGGGCGCAGAUUGAAACACAGGAGGGUCCCUCUGAACAUCAGGAAGCUCCAGAUGUGCUGUGAGGGUGCCAAGCGCUGGCACAGCUUGUCCAGAGAGGCUGUGGAGCCUCCAUCCUUGGAAACAUUCAAAAGCCACCUGGGCACAGUUUGGGGUAACGUGGCUCCAGGUGGCCCUGCUUGAGCAGGGGGUUGGCCUAGAUGACGUCCAGAGGUCCCUUCCCGCCUCAGCUGUGCUGUGAUAAUGAGCUCGUAACUUAAGUGAAACUAACGCACAUUAAAUUGCCAUUACCUUAAGGAGGAAGAACUACUUGCUGUUUGUAACAGCCGUUAUACCAAGCGGAGAACUGGUUGAUAUGUUUUGAAGAAACAAAACUGCUUUGCUACGCAGAUCUAACUUUACAUUAAUACAAGUCAAAUGAGUUUUGAACAGUAAAGCAGAGCAACAGAAGAUAUCGCUUAAUCAUCUAAAAAUGGUUUUAAAGAAGAAGAAAGAAAUUCAGGUAGAUGCGUUCCUUCUUGAUCAGCAGCAGCUUGAAAAACUUCAGAGGUUUUCAAAGGUUGAAGAGGAAAACCUGGCAUCUCUUCUUCUGCACUGCGCACAGCUGAACAAUGGCAUCCAGCAGAUCCAGUGUAUUAAACAAAUUAUGCCAUUGGUAAGCAAGAUGGAUCAAAACUCUGCAUGUGAUCCCAUGGUUAAAGCUUGUUUGGAUAUUUUGGGAGAGACAUACUUUGCACUGGGUGUGAAGAAUCCCUUGAAAAAAGUAUUAGCAAGUUCACUGAAUGGUCUUCCUGAACAGUUUAUGACGUUAGCUAUACAAAGCUUUGUAAGCUGCCUUAGGGAAGAACUGAAAACCACUGACGUAUAUUUGUACAGAAAAGUACUGGACAACCUUGCUUCCUGUAUGGAGGACUUCAGCUUAGGUAGAGCAAGCGUUAAGAACCUGUUUGAAGAAGUUCUUCAGUUUCUGCAGAAGUCGCUACUUGACAUACAGGAAGAAAACAGGCAAAAUCAUGGAAAUCGUAUUGUUCAGAGUCAGUUGAUGCACGAUUUACUGAUAGCCAUUAAAGUUUCAAUGAUGCUUGUACAGAAAUUACAAGAAAAUAUCCAGGGAAAUUUGUGGAGACACCAUGAGUCUUUUGUUUGGCAAAGUAUGUGUAGUUUACUGAAAAGCUCCACAAACUUCCUGAUGGAUGAAACUCUCCUGCAAACUGUUCAGACUACCUCAGGACUAGCCGUUAUUCUGUUUACUAAAGCUAUGUAUGAGCCAGUUGAAGAACUACCUUCCUUGGUCAGUGACUUGCUUCUUGGGUUGAUGAAACACGCAGGCGUGCCAGCAUGGUUUGUGAGUAGCUGUGGGACUCUGUGUACGGGAGAACUCCCUGACUCGGUCCUUCUCUUUCUUUGCCAUGGAGCACUGGCUAUGCUGGAAUGGAAGAAUGGCAGCAUGGGUGAAAAUGGAGAGAAGCUGUUAUUAGAUAUCGUAUCAGUCUUGUUGUCUCUGAGUUCAGAGUUAAAGGAAUCCAGUAUGGCAACGUCUUUGUCUAGAAUCUUUGCUAUUUGGACUAGUUCAGCACUAGCUGCCCUCAUUUCAGGCUCCCCAGAUCUAAAAAUCAAACUUAACGGGAAUUCGGACAUAAUUGGGAAGCUGCUGGAAUACAUUUAUACACACUGGGAACACCCUCUGGAUGCUGUUAGACACCAAACCAAACUGAUAUUCAAGAAUCUUCUUCAGAUACACCGAACCACCAUUACUGGAUCCAAUGAAAAAUCAGACCCAUUCUUUGCAAAGCUGAUAAAGCAUUUACUAAGCUUGGAAUGGCAUGUAAAAGGGAAAUACGCUUCACUUGGCUCUCUUGUGGAGUGCGUGGGCACUGAAAAUAUAUUACAGUUGGACAGAACAAUUCCAGUACAAAUCUUGAACGUGAUGAAUGAUCAAUCUCUUGCACCCUAUGCUAGUGAUCUUUUGGAAACCAUGUUUACAAAUCACAAAACCCAUUUUACUUUGAGUUUUCAAGAAAGCACCUGGAUUGACCAGUGGCAUGACAUCUGGGUUUCUCCUCUUCUUGUAAUACUGUGUGAAGGCAACCAUGACCAAACUACUUACAUAAUAGAUUACUAUUUACCAAAAUUGCUCAAAUGUAGCCCUGACAGUCUGAGCUACAUGAUUAGAAUUCUUCAAGCUUCUGCAGAUGCUAACCUAGGCUCUCGCAGUACUAGAGGAGCUCUUGGAGCGUUAAUGGCAUGCCUGAGAACAGCCAGGGCUCAUGGACACCUGGAACUUUCAAAUAUCAUGAGCAAUGGUCUUGUAUCCACUGAAUGUAUAAAACAAGGUCUAGUUCAUCAGCACAAUCAGGUUUGCAUUGAUGCUUUAGGUUUACUUUGUGAAACCCAUCGUAGCACGGAAAUUGUGUCUAUGGAAGAAAUGCAACUAAUUCAAUUUUUUAUAACGUACAACUUGAACAGCCAGUCUCCUUCAGUGAGGCAACAGAUAUGUUCUUUACUGAGAAAGUUAUUUUGUAGGAUACAAGAAAGUUCCCAGGUGCUUUAUAAAUUGGAGCAAAAUAAAACCAAGCAAGAAUUACUUGAAACCUCAACUGAAAAGCAUCCUUUGGGGAUUUUGCAGCAAUACAAAGAUUUCAUGUCAUCUGUAUGCAACAGACUUUUCGAGGCACUCUUUCCCGGUUCGUCACACCCAACCAGAUUUUCUGCACUGAGUAUUUUAGGAUUAAUAGCAGAAAUAUUUUAUGUUCCAAAAGGCCAGGCACAAGUUUUUCAGUUGAAUCAGGAGAUUGAUUCUGCUCGUGUCCGAACUUUGAUCCAGUGUUUUGCCAGUACUUUUGAGGAAGUAAAAGUUCUGGCAUUUGGGCUUUUGAUGAAACUACAUGAUGUUGCAUUUAAUUUACAGGAUUCUGAAGAUCUAGAUCUCCUAUUCCAAGCAGCAAUGGAUCUUAGCACAAGUACCAAGCCAUAUGAUUGUGUCACUGCUUCAUAUUUGUUGAACUUUUUAGUACAUUACAAAGAACUACACCAUACUUGUUUAGGAAAAUGGGUUGAGCAUAACCCCCAGAUGGAUGAAAGCCCAUCAGUAAGUACAGUGGAGAAGAACACCUUAACAGUUAUCAAGCUUUUGUUGGUGAAUGUUGAAGAAGAAAUAUUUCAAGCUAAGAAGUCUCUGCUUCAAGCAGCAGCAUCGUUCCCAAUGUAUGGGAGAGUGCAUUGUAUAACUGGGGCUUUGCAGCAAUUACCUUUGAAUAACUUGACAUUGAUAGCUGAAUGGAAGGAAAUGGUGGCCAGGCUCAUUCUGAUGUCAUACAAACUCUCUGCUGUAGUAUCACCAGUAGUGCAGAGCUCAUCACCAGAGGGUCUUAUUCCAAUGGAUAGUGAUUCAGAAAGCACAGGUCGUCUGCAGAUGAUUCUGCAUGAGAUACAACCCCAGGACACAAAUGAUUACUUUAUGCAAGUGAAAACUUUGAAAGAACACUGCAAAGUAGAGUCUGAAAAGCUGGCUGACCACAGGCCAGUGAAAAAUAUUUGCACAGAAAUGAGAGGUAAAGAAAGGCAAAUGUGUGACGUCACAGCCCAAAUGGUUCUUGUAUGUUGCUGGAGAAGCAUGAAGGAAGUAUCUCUGCUCUUAGGGACACUGUGUAAACUUUUGCCUUCACAGGCUGCACCUGAACCUUCAGAUGGGCUGAUUACUGUAGAACAGGUUAAAAAUAUUGGGGAGUACUUCAAACAUCAUCUGCUGCAGUCGAGGCACAGGGGUGCAUUUGAAUUGGCAUACGCUGGCUUUGUGCAGCUUACGGGAAUGCUUUCCAGAUGUAACAGUGAGAGUCUGCACAAGAUGCCAGAGCAGUGGCUAAGCAGUGUGUUAGAAGAAAUCAAAUCUUGUGAUCCUUCGUCUACACUGUGUGCAACCAGACGCAGUGCAGGAAUUCCAUUCUACAUACAGGCUUUGUUAGCUUCAGAACCAAAGAAGAGCAAAACAGAUUUGCUGAAAAUGACAAUGGAAGAAUUGAUGUCUUUGGCUGCACCUUCGAAUGAAUCAUCAAGUGUAAUUCCACAGGUUCAUGCUUUAAAUAUCCUUCGGGCACUGUUUAGGGAUACACAUUUAGGUGAAAACAUCAUGCCUUAUGUUGCAGAUGGAAUACAAGCAGCAAUUCUAGGUUUUAUGUCACCUGUCUGGGCAGUAAGAAAUUCAUCUACACUUCUUUUUAGUGCUCUGAUUACAAGAAUUUUUGGAGUUAAAAGAGGGAAAGAUGAAAAUUCCAAAAAAAAUAGAAUGACAGGAAGGGAGUUUUUCUCUUGGUUUCCAAGUCUUUAUCCUUUCCUUCUCAAGCAGUUGGAGGUUGUAACCAAUACUUUGAACAGUGAAGCUGAAGAAUUGAAAAUUCAUCCAAGCUUGUUCCUUUUGCUUUUAAUCCUGGGAAGGCUGUAUCCGUCUCCAAUGGAUGGCACUUACUCAGCGCUCAGCAUGGCACCGUUUGUCCCAUUUAUUAUAAGGUGUGGACACUCUCCUGUGUACCGUUCACGUGAGAUGUCAGGUCGGGCCCUUGUUCCGUUUGUUAUGGUAAAUGAAGUACCACGUACAGUGCAGUCCUUGCUGGAGGGGCUUCCAGACUCUACCAGUCCUUGCAUACGACAGAAUAAUAUUCAUGGAACGCUUCUGCAAGUUUUUCACUUGCUGCAGUCGUACUUAGAAUCAAAACAGCUCGUUAGUUUGGACUUUCAGCAGGGACUGGGUGACAUCAUUACCUGUAUAAGAACCAAACUGUGGUUGGCUAAAAGGCCCAAUCCUUGUUUGGUGACCAGAGCUGCCUAUCUUGAUGUCCUUGUGAUGCUGAGUACUCACCUGGGGAAUUUUGAAAAGCAAGGAAUACAGUUGUUUGGAUUUUGGGAAGAGAUGGACAACGUUAUUUCAGAUUCUGAAUUGAUGUCCAGUAUUCCCUACUCAUCUGCAGUACCAGGACUGAUACAGUAUCUUCAGAGCAUCACCAAACUUGUGAUAGCAGUGCUGUCGGUGACUGCAGGUCCUGACGUCCAGAGCAGCAGUUCACCUGCUGCAGAGAAAAUAGCCAAGCCAUCAUUGUCAAUAGUUCAUCUCCUUCACUGCGAGUUUCAUGAAGUUCGACUGCUUGCGUUGGAAGCAGUACUGCUCUGGUUGAGGCAAAGAAAUUCCAAGCAGAUUGCAGAAGGAGGAGGAGGUGUAUUGUGUUUACUCACUGAUUUGGAAGGCACUCUUCUUACAAUGGCUGUGAAGGAAAAGAAUCUCCAGUGUUUUUGCAAGGUGCUGGAAAUUCUUUAUAACAUGGAUCUCAGAAAUAUGCUUCCAAAGACUGAACAUUCUAUAAAAAUGAAUCCACGUGAGCUCUUAACUUGGAGUUUAAACAUUGUAGAUCUCUCUAACAGCACUGAAGUUCAAAGCAUAGCUCUCAAAUUUGCCUCCAAGUUGGUUAUCCAUCUUUUGCAGAACCAUCAGCAGAUUUCAGAAGAAGUCAUGAAUAAGUGGGUUCAACUGAUAGUUUAUUUUUGUGGAGAUGAGCAACAGACAGAGAUGCUGUUAGCAGCUGCUGAAGUUCUUAAAAGUAUAACAACAUUUCUUCUGAUCAAUGAAAAGCUCAUUCUUGGACUGUCCGAUACCCUUGCUAUGUGGAAAUGUGUGGUUCUGCUGCUGCAGAAUGAAGAUUUGGUAGUAAGGGAUGCUGCUGCUGAGGUUAUACAAGUGGCACAAUCUGAAAGAAGGAGCAGUAAAGGAACAGAGUUUGCACUUAGGAUAGUGAAUGCUCCGAUGGCCUUGGAUUUAGCGUUUGGCAUAGUGUGUGAGCUGCUGCAGCGGUGGGGGGAGAUUCGUGCCGGCGUGCCCAUCUUGCUGGAGUGGCUGCUGGGAGACGGCGAUCCGAAAAGAGACUCAGAGACUUCAGCCCUGGAAGAAGAUGAUUACCUGUUUGAUAAAGGGGAAAUGAAUUUUUGGGCAGAGAAGUUGACUCAUGUCAGACAGCUUAGUAAGCACCUUUUACAGCUUAUAUCAAUGACUCAUCUAACCUUACCAGAUCACGGAGAACUUAAUCAACUGUCAAGAAUAGCACUGGACCAAGCCCAGCUCAUUGGACACCUUCUUAGAGCACUACCUCCAACUCCAGAAUUUUCCAAAACUGCAGAAUUCACAAGAUUGGCAAUUCAAAAUGAGAGAAUAUCAGUCUGCCUUAAAAUAUUAAAUCUGAUCAAGUCUGAUGAUCCUUGCAAAAAUGAAAAUCUGGAAAAGGGAAUUACUAAAAGUUCAUCCUCAGGGAGCUGCACACGUUACUGGAUGGGCAGGGAGACCGAAUUCUAAAGAUGUUCAAGGAAUAAGGGAUUGCUAUGAUGACUCUUGUAAACCUGCAACAAACUAUUCAGUAUUCAGGUUAAACCCACAUUUAUUUAUAUAUGAGUCUGUUGAUUUGAUUUUUUUUUUGUUGUUGUCAGAUGUGCUGUGGGAGACUGUUCCUUUUAAAUGCAUUUGCUAAUUUCAUUCAGCUGAGCAUGGUUUAUUAUAGCUACUGUAGGAAGUAAAGCAGCUAAACCUAAUAUUUUCCAUUCAUCCAGGUGCAGGCCACCUGUAGUUGGGUUACAUUUUAUCCCACAUUUUUACCUCCUGUAUUUUAACAGCAAGAAAAAGUUGAUUUUUUUUUUCUCCUUUCAAGAUGUAGCAUGGUAAUUAUUAAAUUAAUACGGUAUUUUUUUAUUUUAUUUUUGUUUCUAAAAGAAAAGAAACAAACCUUGGCUUCUUUGACCAUGACAAUUUUUAGACUACAUUUUAAAUUUUACUGCAAUUUCCUCUGGGGAAAGGCAAGGAUUCUCACUUUGGUAAUAACCGAAACAGCAUUAGUUACAUUUCUGCAUGCCUCUUUUUUUGCCUGUAAAUCAAAUAACUACUUUUACAAAAUUGCUCUAAAAUGGAAGACUGUAGUGUUCAAAAUAAAGCAGCUGUUCCAUUUUAAACAAAACAGUUUCAUCUUUACUUCAAAAGGCCCUACUCAGUGGAGCUAGACCCCCAGAAGUGUACAAGGAGCGAUCCUGGGCUGCAGCGAUCGUUUUCGGGAGAUGCUGUCACCGGUGCUCAGGUGAGGCAGCUGUGGGGAACAUACCGAGUGCUCAGCGGUUUCGCUGUCUGAAACACAAAAAUGUUUGUUGUGCUUUGCAAGUGUAUUUUUCUGGGAACUGCGAUUGGGUUUCAAUAUGAAAAUGAGACAUGGAAAAUCAAUGUUUAUUUUAAAAGG